AAAAACCAUACCAAACAUACCCUCUGGCUUCUCUCUCUCUCUCUCUCUCUCUCUCUCUCUCUUUGUUUCCUUCACCACAUCUUCUUCCACAACAGUCCAAACAUGGUGAUGGUUGAAACUAGUCUCUCAAAAUCCAUGAAUGCUAGGACCAUCGGCUCAGGCGAUGAGACCGUGGUUCUGGCACAUGGAUACGGAGGAGACCAAUCUAUGUGGGACAAAAUUGUACCAUACUUAGCCCGGCAAUACCGAGUUGUGGUCUUCGACUGGAGCUUCUCUGGGGCUGUGAAUGAUCCAAACCUCUUUGAUCCUGUCAAAUACUCUACUUUUGAUGCUUUUGCUGAUGACUUGAUCUCUCUCUUGGAGGAGAUGAACUUGAAAUCAUCAGUUUUUGUUGGCCACUCCAUGUCUGGUAUGAUUGGAUGUAUUGCUUCCAUUAAAAGGCCAGAGCUCUUCAAGAGGCUCAUGCUUGUUGCAGCGUCACCCAGGUACAUAAAUUUGGAAGAUUAUGAAGGGGGAUUUGAAAGCUCAGAUGUUGAGCAACUCUUGUCAAGCAUUGAAUCCAACUUCCACCAAUGGGCUUCAAGCUUUGCUUCUCGUGUUGUUGAUCCAAAUGACCCUACCACUGUUGAUAAGUUCAAAAACUCAUUGCAAAGAAUGAGCCCCGAAGCUGCACUCUCCACAGCCAAACUCAUCUUCCACAGUGACCAAAGAGACAUGCUUGAAAAGGUUAUGAUCCCAUGCACCAUCAUCCAGACCACCAAUGAUCUUGCCGUCCCCACCUCCGUCGGAUACUUCAUGCAAAAGAAGAUCAAGGCCAAAUCAACGGUGGAGAUCAUCGACACAAAUGGCCAUUUUCCUCAGCUAACUGCACAUCUUCAAUUCCUGGAGGUGUUGGGUGGAGUUCUUGGUUUUGAGCUUUGAUUCGAUUAAGUAUUGAAGAGGGUGUUUUUAGCUUUCUCCUAAAUAAAAGCCAAUUUGGUCAAAGUCUUUGUAUUCAUAAUUCCUGACCUAUUGGGAUGGUGAUGGGAAAUGGGUGUUGUCUGGGAUGGUUUUGUGGUUGUUAUAGGUUUGAGUUGUAGUCUUCUAGUUAAUAUGUAGAUGUAAAACUUCUCUCAUCACUAAAGGUUUGAAGAGGGUUGGAUGAAAACAGUUAUAUAUAUAUUUGUGUGUGUGAAAGACUGUUUCCGUAAUUUGAAUAUGUAUCCCAAACUGCAAUUAAACAACUUUUCCAUAGUUAAUAAUUAGAUGUAACAAAGCUAUUUUGGAUUGUAAAUAUGGAACUUUGUGGAUUGAAAUUA
Molecule: messenger RNA, 1298 nt
Organism: Camellia sinensis
Lineage: Eukaryota; Viridiplantae; Streptophyta; Magnoliopsida; Ericales; Theaceae
Source: RefSeq, a predicted model, not a curated record